ACUUCAGAUAUGCAGCCUGCAUAAACUGCAUUAGCAUGGUUAACAUGCCUCUUUUGAUUCGGGUGGAUAUUUUGACCGAAUCGCAUGCACUUCAGCGACAACGACCCCUUUCCAGUCCUACCGAUUCUCGGUGUGGAGCGUACAUGUGCUGCGCACAGCAUGUUUUCCAGAAUCGAUUAGGCCCACUGCCAGGUAAGACAGCCUAAGUGACUUCACUGGAUCUGGAAAGGAAUGAGGUUUGCGUGAGUGGGGGACUUUUUUCUUUUUUUCUUUUUCUUUUCUCUAUUUUCCCAUCUGAAUAUAUUGGUCAAUGUUUCCUUAUUCCUUCUUCUCUCUCGCGUUCCCCCUCUUUCCUCCUAAUGGGAGAGGUUUUCUGUGGCUGGAUGAUCGGCCAGGCCUGCAGGAAGCUAGUUGGUCCAGAUGUGAUAUGCACGGUGCUGAAAUAAGCCGCCAAGAAGAGAUCAUUGGUAGUGUCCGAGUGAGAUUUUCC
Aspergillus japonicus CBS 114.51 is the source of this 490-nucleotide messenger RNA. RefSeq lists its product as uncharacterized. The coding region runs from base 45 to 206 and encodes 53 amino acids. The transcript has a single exon. Lineage: Eukaryota; Fungi; Ascomycota; Eurotiomycetes; Eurotiales; Aspergillaceae. The record is from RefSeq and is a predicted model, not a curated record.